This is a messenger RNA of Nicotiana tabacum (common tobacco), 6288 nucleotides long. RefSeq lists its product as uncharacterized. The record is from RefSeq and is a predicted model, not a curated record. NCBI's taxonomy places the organism in Eukaryota, Viridiplantae, Streptophyta, Magnoliopsida, Solanales, Solanaceae.
AUGAAGACAGAGUCACCUAACCAAAGUAGCUUUGCAUAUCAAUCUAGGGAAGCUGGACCUCAACUUGAAGUUUCUUGCCAGUCUAGCUCUGCACCCGCAAAUCUGAUUGAUGAUGAUGGUUCAAAAUGGUUUGGAGUUAUGAAAAGACACGAGGAGGAGGCAGAGAGAGUACUUGAAAAACUUGAGAAAGCAAUUGGAGAUAUGCACUCUCAGUCAGCUUCUAUGAGUAGGUCAUCUGGUAAAGCGGUUUCACCUGGUGUGUCAAAACUUAUUCAAGCUUUUGAGCCAAAGGACCAUGAUGACGAGCACCACCCAGAGGAGCUUCAGUCAUUUGAAAAUCAAACAGAUGGAGAUCCAUAUGUGCUAAUUCAAGGGCUAACAAAAACAUUAAGAGCGUUGCUGAAAGAUUUGGUGUUGGAAGCUGGCAACGGCUACCAAUUUCUUGAGGGAGAGAAGAGCUGCAAAACAGCUGCUGUGGUUGCUGCUGAAGAACUCAGGGCCAAAUGCCAGUCUCUGAAUGAACAUAUUGAUCUUUUGGAAGGAGCAAACGUUGAGCUAAUGGUUUUCAAUGAAUCUUUAGGGGGAUGUUUCUGGAAUGCUAAAGAAAAGGAGGGAGAAAUUAGGGUCCUAAAUGAAGCUUUGCGCAAGCAAGAAAUCGCCGCAAAAUCUGAGAACAAUAAGUUAAAGGGGAAUCUUAGCAGCUAUCAGGAAAAACUAUCUAUUUUGCAAAAUCAGCUGGGUGAAAUGCGUGAAAGCUGCAAAGAGAUGGGUUCUGAUAUCUCUAAUCAGGUAGAAGCUCUUUAUAGGGAAGUUGCUGACAGAGGAUCAAUACUUCGAGAAGAAUGGAACUCUACAAUUGAUCAGGUUUUUCAGACACUUCGGAGGCUAGAUUUGUCUGUUGAGACUGUUGGCUCCUCUUUGCCGUCAAGAAUAGACCAUGGUCUAGGGUGCAUAAACUUAAGUAGCCGUACUGCUGCAUCUAUAGAUGCUGCCAUCAAUGUGAUUGAGGCAUUGCAGGAUCAAGUUGAAGCUUCUCGCCAUGAGUCAAUGAGUACCUCCCGUGAAGUCAAUGAGAAGUUAGACUUCUUGCAAGUUGAAAAUGAAAGGUCUGCCAGCCUUAUGCAUAAGAUUUAUAGUAACCUCAAGAAACUUGUGAAUGAAACGCCAGGGCAUCUACAAGAAGCUGAAGUUGACGAUCCUGAGAAAUCAGUAGAUCUUUCUCAUCCUGGUGCUUUUGAUUCCCUACUGGAGCAGUUGCAAAGGUUUCUUGAUGAGAAAGCACAAGUUGAAUUUGUAAAUGGAAAACUGAAGUCUGAGUUGAUGGCCAGGACAAAUGAUUUUGAAGAACUGAGCAAAAGAUCCCUUGAAUCCGAUUCUAUUUUAAAGAUGGUUCAAGUGGUUGAAGGAGUCAUUGCUUUGGAUAGCUUUGAAACCAACGUUAAUGACCCAGUAUCCUGUCUAGAGUCCCUGAUCUCUCUCCUAGUUCAGAAGUGUAAAGAGGCAACUGAACAUGCGAGGUUGUCCAGGAUGGAAUAUGCUUCCAAGGAAGCACAAGUGAUUGAUCUGCAGGGACAAAUGGAUCACUUGAGCUUGUUACUUGUUCAAUGUGAAAAUGAAGUUGUUGUCCUUAGGGAAAGUUUGAAGAGAGCUGAGGAAGAGGUUGUAGCUAUUGGUUCGCAAUAUCAAGAGAAAGUUGCUGAUAUUGAACAGUCUGAGCAACGGGUGUCAGCUCUAAGAGAGAAGCUUGGCAUAGCAGUCACCAAAGGCAAAGGUUUGAUUGUGCAGCGUGACAGUCUUAAACAAUCUCUUGCAGACACAUCCUCUGAACUGCAGAAAUGCUCUGAGGAGUUGCAAUUGAAAGAUGCAAGGCUUCAGGAAGUUGAAAUGAAACUCAAGACCUAUUCGGAGGCAGGUGAGCGCAUGGAAGCUUUGGAAUCUGAACUCUCAUACAUUCGCAACUCUGCUACUGCAUUAAGGGAGUCAUUCCUUCUCAAAGACUCUGUUCUUCAGAGAGUAGAGGAGAUUUUAGAAGAUUUGGAGCUUCCGGAGCAUUUCCAUUCAAAGGAUAUCAUUGAAAAAGUUGAUUGGUUGGCAAAGUCAGUUGCUGGGAACUCUUUGCAUCUGGCUGAAUGGGAUCAGAAGAGCUCUAUUGGAGGAUCAUACUCUGAUGCUGGAUAUGCACUCACUGAUGGAUGGAAAGAGGCGGCACAGUCAAACUUGGGAUCUUCCGAAGACCUUAGAAGAAGAUUUGAGGAGCUCCAGGGCAAGUUUUAUGGGUUGGCAGAACAAAAUGAGAUGCUUGAACAAUCCUUGAUGGAAAGAAACAACCUUGUUCAGAAGUGGGAAGAGAUCUUGGACGGGAUAGAUAUGCCUUCACACUUGAGAUCUAUGGAGCCAGAAGAUCGGAUUGGUUGGUUAAUGCUUGCGUUUUCAGAAACUCAAAACCAGUACAACUCUCUCCAACAAAAGUAUGAUAAUUUUGAAUCAUUAUUUGCAUCAGCAAGCGCUGAACUGGAAGAGUCACGCAGAAAAAUAUCUGAGCUUGAGAGUGCAUAUCAAUUGGUUGUCAGUGAGAAAGAGUUGCUUUUGAAGAAUUUGGAGUCUCUUAACUUUGAUUAUGAGGAAAUGUCAAGGAAAACUGCCCAAUCUGACAUAACUAAUGAUGAUUUGCGGAGCAGAGUAGGUGACUUGCAGAAGAAACUGAACGAAAUGCUUGGAGCAGAGGAGCGUAUUCAUCAUCUUGAAGGUGAAAUAAGAAGAUUAGGAGAUAUGGUCAAAGAUGUCCUUCCGAAUUCUGAGACAGAUGAUGCGUUAUUUAGCUCUGGUAGCACUGAAGCUUUGGAACAGUUACUUAGGAAGCUUAUAGAGAAGUAUACCGCUCUUUCUUUACCUUCUGAGUCCGAGUCAACACAUGAGCAUGUUGAUAAAGGGGCUGAUCUCUCUCAUGAAGAAAAGAGAGAAAGUAAUGUCAGGUGUGCUGAAGAUGCAGAUGGAGGUGCUCUCAGCAGAAAAUUGGAGGAUGCUCUCAGCGACUUGUUGUCCUUGAAGGAGGAGAGGGAGAAUAUUGUGUUGACUAAUCAAUCAUUGGUUCGUGAACUUGAAGAAUUAGGUAUCAAAAAUAAAGAAAUGCAAGAUCUACUCAGUCAGGAGGAACAGAAGUCAUCUUCUUUAAGAGAAAAAUUGAAUGUUGCAGUUAGGAAAGGCAAGUCCUUGGUGCAACAUCGGGACAGCUUGAAGCAAUUAAUUGAAGAGUUGAAUGGUGAAGUGGAGCGCUUAAAAUCCGAGAUCAAGUUGCAGGAAAAUGCUAUUUCAGACUAUGAACAAAAGAAAAAAGAUUUAUCUGUAUUCCAGGAGAGGAUAAAGACCGUAGAAUCUGAGAGCUCAAUCCUGAGAGAUCAAUUGGCAGAAAAAGACUGUACCUUGAGCAUGAUUUUGAGUGCUCUGGAUGAUGUUAAUGUUGGGUCUAACAUUGGUAAUCCUGUCGAGAAGCUAAAAACUGUUGGGCAAUUAUGCCAUGAUUUGCAGUCAGCUCUUACUUCUUCCGAACAUGAAGCAAAAAAAUCUAAAAGAGCAGCUGAGCUACUUCUUGCAGAGUUAAAUGAGGUGCAAGAAAGAAAUGAUGGGCUACAAGAGGAGCUAACAAAGUCUCAGAGUGAACUCUUUGAACUGUCCAAGCAAAAAGAAUCUGCUGAAGUUGCCAAACAUGAGGCUCUUGCACAUUUAGAAAAGCUAUCUUUUGCUCACUCAGAAGAAAGAAAGAACCAAUUAGCUGAAAUCACGAUGCUAAAAUCUGGUGUGGAUCGGCUAAGGGAGGAUCUAUUUGUAUUUGACCGUUUGCUCAAUGAUGUUCUAUCCAUGGAUUUGGAGACUAUGCGCAAUCUCGGUUCUAGUAUGAAAGUAUGCCUAGAACCAACUGAUCAAAAUCACUUUUCUCUACAUGUGACUGAUGCUUCAAGUGGCCUUAACUUUGCAGAAGCGGAAAACAAGGUUUUCAAUAAAGAAAUUGGUUCUAUCAACGUAAAGUUAAACAGGCAUUCCCAUUUAUUGCAUGAAGAAACUGCCCAUAUAUCUGAGAUAUUAAGAACCAUACAUGAAGAAAUAUCCUACCAUAAGCAGCACUCAAAUUCGUUGAAGACAGACGUGAUGCGGUUAGAAUCUAUUCAAAAGGAGAAAGAUGCAGAAUUGUUUACUGUGCAAAGAUACAAUGCUAUGCUUUAUGAAGCUUGUACCACUUUGGUCAUGGAAAUUGAAAGCAGAAAAUCCGAAUUGGCUGGAAACAGCUUAGCUACUGGAGCUUCCAGAAUCAAUUCAGUGUAUCGAAGUUUAGCUGAAGGAAAUGAUUUAGCUGAGAAGACUGACCAGUUUUCUGAGGAAGGUAUUAGGUCAGUAAUAGAGAAAUUAUUCAUGGCUGUGAAAGAUAUUAUGAGUCUGCAAAGUGAUAUUGCUGAAGUUGGCCAAAAGGAUAUGAGAGCUGCUAUAUCAAAUCUUCAGAAAGAACUUCAGGAGAAGGAUAUACAGAGAGAAAAAAUUUGUGCAGAACUUGUUAGUCAGAUUAAGGAAGCUGAAUCUGUUUCAAAGAGUUAUUCACAAGAGCUUCAAAUAGCAAAAUCUCAGAUGAAUGAUUUACACAGGAAGGUGGACCUGAUGGAGGAGGAGCGAGAUUCUCUGGCACACAGGAUAAAAGAACUGCAAGAUCAGGAGUCCAGCUUUGCUGACUUACAGUUAAGAGUUAAAGCACUUGAAGACAUGCUAGCUGCAAAGGAACAAGAAAAUGAGGCACUGAUGCAAGCACUCGAUGAGGAGGAGGCCCAAAUGGAAGACAUGACAAACAAGAUUGAAGAAAUGGAGAGAGUCCUACUUCAAAAAAAUAAAGAUAUGGAGAACCUUGAAGUUUCCCGCGGGAAGAUUAUGAAGAAGCUUUCUGUUACAGUAAGCAAAUUUGAUGAACUUCAUCAACUAUCUGAAAGCCUUUUGUCUGAGGUUGAGAAUCUUCAGUCACAAUUACAAGAGCGAGAUACAGAGAUUUCUUUCUUGAGGCAAGAAGUUACAAGAUGCACUAAUGAUGCAAUAGCUUCUGCUCAGAUGGGUAGCAAAAGAAAUACUGAUGAAAUCCGUGACUUUUUGUCAUGGGUUGACAAAAUGAUUUCCCGAGUCCAGACGCAUGAUAUGAAUUAUGAUGAUGCAAAAAUUAGCCAGAUCCAUGAAUAUAAGGAAAUGUUAGAGAAGCAGGUCGUGUCUGUGGUAUCUGAGCUGGAGGAUCUGCGUGCACUGGCACAGACGAGAGAUUUAAUGUUGAAAGUUGAGAAAGAUAAAGUAGAACAGCUGGUUAGGAAAGAAGAAUUUCUUGAGAACUCUUUGCGUGACAAGGAAUCUCAAUUAACCAUGCUUCGAGGGGCCAGUGACAUGGGGCAACUAGUAAAUUCUACGUCGGAAAUUAUAGAGAUAGAGCCAGUGGCCAACAAAAGGGUAAUGCCUGGAACUGUUGCAUCUCAAGUUCGCAGUUUGCGCAAAACUAAUAAUGACCAAGUAGCUGUUGCUAUAGAUGUGGAUCCUGAGAGUGGGAAACUAGAAGAUGAAGAUGAUGAUAAGGCUCAUGGUUUCAAGUCGCUAACGACAUCAAGGAUUGUCCCACGGUUUACAAGACCCAUAACUGACAUGAUAGAUGGUCUAUGGGUAUCUUGUGAUCGGACAUUAAUGCGGCAGCCUGUUCUACGGCUUAGUGUGAUCAUCUAUUGGUUUGUGUUGCAUGCUCUUCUUGCGACAUUUGCAGUAUGAGAAGAAUCGGCCCGUUGUCUGAUUUUCUCACUGUGAUUAGUUGUGGAGUCACGGGCAAGAUAGUGCACUGAUGUCUUCACAAUUUUCUGUAAAUCAUCCAAGUUAGUUUGGCUAGAUUUUGGCUGAUAAUUCAUUAUUUUGCUCAACCAGGAAUUUGUGAUUUGUUAUGUUUUUUUGUGAAUCACGUUCUUGGUUGUAUUCAUAUAGGCAAUCCAUAGCAGUGUAUCCAAAUAUGAGAUUUCAUAGCAGUAGGGGCACAUGGAUGGAAAAAUUAGAUUAGUGACAUCACAAUCAAAGAUGUGUAACCCAUUUGUUAACAGUUUUUCUUAAUAAGAAAUGUGUAGGUUGCUUCUCGUACUACAGCAUUGUUUUUUGUCCUUUAGGUUUUAGGUUUGGGUGCAGCCACAUACAGGAGAAAUUGAGCACAAAAAUGUUGGAAUUGACCUCUGUUAACAUGAGUUCGAUUUUGGUGGGGAUUAUAUUAUGAUGAAAUGGGAAAUUAUGUGAAGUGUA